This is a messenger RNA of Trichechus manatus latirostris (Florida manatee), 1971 nucleotides long. It is a transcript of the gene ANKDD1A, whose product is annotated as ankyrin repeat and death domain containing 1A. The record is from RefSeq and is a predicted model, not a curated record. Gene Ontology annotation, molecular function: protein binding. The transcript has 15 exons. NCBI's taxonomy places the organism in Eukaryota, Metazoa, Chordata, Mammalia, Sirenia, Trichechidae.
AUGGAGGAGGAGCUGGCGUGGGAGACCGACGGCCUGCUUCCUCUGGAGAGGCGGCUCCACAAGGCUGCCCACCGAAACAGUGUCGGAAGGAAGAACGAGCUGAUCGGGAGGAGAGUUAACAUCAGGGCCAGAAACCGUGUGGGCAGGGUGGCCCUGCACUGGGCCGCGGGUGCAGGGCACGAGCAGGCUGUGCGGCUGCUCCUGGAGCACGAGGCUGCUGUGGACGAUGAGGAUGCGGUACGGGCCCUAAGAGGCAUGCCUGUUUGGGUGUGUUUUGGGAUGAAUGCGCCUCUCCUGUCUGCCUGGUUUGGCCACUUACGGAUCCUGCAGAUCCUGGUCAAUUCAGGGGCCAAGAUCCACCGUGAGAACAAGGACAGCCUGUCCUUACUGCACUGUGCAGCCCAAAAGGGUCACGUGUCGGUGCUGGCGUUCAUCAUGGAGGACCUGGAGGAUGUAGCCCUGGACCACACCGACAAGCUGGGGAGGACAGCGUUUCACCGGGCCGCUGAGCACAGGCAGUUGGAUGCCGUGGACUUCCUUGUGGGCUCUGGAUGUGACCACAGUGUACAAGACAAGGAGGGGAGCACAGCCCUUCACCUGGCGGCCGGCCGGGGCCACGUGGCUGGGCUGCAGCGACUGGUGGAUCUCGGGCUGGACCUGGAGGAGCAGAACGCAGAGGGCCUGACUGCCCUGAACGCUGCUGCUGAAGGGAUCCACCCUGCCUGCGUGCACAUCCUCCUCAGGGCUGGGAGCUGCGUGAAUGCCCUCACCCAGAAAAAGCUGAGCUGCCUUCACUACGCGGCCCUCGGUGGCUCCGAGGACGUGGCCCGGGCCCUCAUCCACGCAGGAGGCUGCACCAACGUGGCUGAUCAUAAGGGCGCCUCUCCCAUACACCUCGCUGUGAGGCACAACUGCCCAGCCCUGGUGCAGCUCCUCAUUGACACCCAGAGUGACCUGGAUGCCACCGACAAUAGGCGGCAGACGCCCCUGCACCUCGCCGCCGAGCAUGCCCGGCAGGACACAGCAGAGAUGUUCCUUGUCGCUGGGGCUAACUUACACAUGAGAGAGAAGCAAGGAAAAACCGCCCUGGCAGUGGCUGCCCGCAGUAACCACGUCAGCCUGGUGGACAUGAUCAUAAAGGCUGAUCGGUUCUACAGCUGGCAGAAGGACCACCUCUCAUACAGGGACCCCAGUGACCCUUCUGGAAAGAGCCUGACCUUUAAGCAGGACCACUGGCAGGAGACGCAGUAGCUGCGCUCCGUGCUGUGGCGACUAGCCUCCAGGCACCUGCGGCCCGAUGAGUGGAAGAAGCUGGCAUAUUCCUGGGAGUUCACUGAGGCCCACGUCCACGCCAUCGAGCAACAGUGGACAGGCACCAAGAGCUACCGGGAGCACGGCCACCGGAUGCCGCUCAUCUGGCUGCAUGGUGUGGGCGUAGGCGGCGAGAACCCCAGCAAAGCGCCGUUCCAGGGCCUUGUGGCCAUUGGCAGGAGGGACCUGGCUGUUUGCAAUAAAGCUGGAACAGCCUUCAGACUUCUUCACAAUAUUUUAAAUAUUUUUAUAUUUUCACAAAUAUUAAGAUAUAUGGACCAGUUCUAGAUUAAUAUGACUUGAACCAGUCAGAAUUGGUUAAGUAAAAUGUCCGAGGCCACCAAAACCCAUGAGUCUGCUGAUCAGGAAGGCCUGAUUUGGGACUCAAGGCAUACCGUGGAGCCAUCAGGGAGACAGGAUAAAGUGUCCCUCACUAAUCUCUCAUUGAGAACAAAAUUGGCUCGUGAUGAAAAAGCCGUCAACAUCGUAAUGGUCAUCAACAUGGUGCAUUAUGGGGCAACCACAGGUGAGCCAUUAGAUAGUCAUUGCUGGUUAGGAAGCUUACCUUAGUGAUGAGGUAGCAAGGAAACACAGCAUACGAUUGAGGGGGGAAGGAAGAGCCCCCAGCCUGGUGGCUACUCCACAGCUGCCACAGGCAUG